GUUUGUUUCGAGAGCUGCCAACUUGCUGUGCGCUGUUCUUCGUUUGUUGUGAAAAAAUAAAUUGUCAUAAAAAUAAAACGCGACGACGACGACACACGUCGUUUGAUUCACUUUAAGUUUAACCAUGUCGCAACAACGAGCAACAGACCCCAACACAGCCAGCAACAACGCCGUGGUUAACUUGGACGACGGCGACGACGAGGAGGACGAAGAUGUCCAGUUUGUUGGUGUUGUGCGUCCUCUGACCAGUGUCAUCGAUCUCUGCAUGUCGCCCUCGACUUCCGCGGCUGCUGCAGCCAGGGCAGCAGAAGCAGGAUCUGCUGGUGCUGGUGGUGAAUCAGAUACUCCACCACCACCUGCUCCAUCGUCACCGGGGGAAGCUUUGAAAUCAACUGACGGUGAAGCAGCCACUCCGACUCCUGGCGAGGACACUGCAGCUCCAUUGGAAUGUCCUAUCUGCCUGCAGACCUGCAUCCAUCCUGCCCGCCUGCCGUGCGGCCACAUCUUCUGCUUCUUGUGUGUUAAGGGUGUUGCAUACAAGAACCGACGUUGCGCCAUGUGUCGCCGCGAAAUUCCCGCCGAGUUUCUUGACCAUCCACAGCUGGUGAAUGGCAUCGAAGACAUUUGCGCCACCCGCGCUACCGAGGAUGGCUAUCAGUGGUACUACGAGGGCCGGAACGGUUGGUGGCAGUACGACGAUCGAACGAGUCAGGACAUAGAGGAGGCCUUCAAGAAGGGCGACAAGUCCUGCACCAUCCUGGUGGCCGGCUACGUUUACAUUGUGGAUCUCGAGCAGCUUGUCCAGCAGCGCCAAAACGAACCCACCCGCUGUCGGAGGGUUAAACGAGACUUGGCCACCAUACCCAAGAAGGGGGUGGCCGGCCUGAGGAUUGAGGGCAACCAGGUGACCAGCGACACUAUCUUUAGUAGACCCACCAGCAGCACAACCACUCCGGCAACCGUGGCGACAGCUGGCUCAAGCUUUAUAUCUACGAUUGCGGCUACGGACGCGGCGAUCAGGAUUGCCAGCGACAUCAUUGGCUCAACACUAGCCCAGGCGGACGAACUCACCAGAGGAUUGGCGGCCAGCAACAUCAGCGAAGAUCCCAGCGGUGAGCAAAUCCAAUCCACAGAUCCACAGGAAGCGGGACGCUCGCCUGCCUCCUCGCCGCCCAAUUCCAUACAAGAUCUCAUCACGGAGAACUUGCACACCCUCCAGCAUACCAUCCAGCACAUACAGAACAACCAGCACACCAUCGAUCUCUUCGAGCAGGCCUUGAAUAACUUCCAGGCGCUAACCAUGCGCAGCUACGGGGACUCCAGCGAUGAGGAGGACGAGUCUCCGGCGAUGAAUCAAGAGCAGGAGGCGGGCGAGCAGUCUCAGUCCGGGGAUAAUCAUCAGGGAGCUUAGAGUGUGUCUUGAGUAAAGUUUCUCUGUCGCUAGUUUAGCCCACAUACACCUAAAGAAAUGAUCAAUGUUCCUUUUAGAAGAUUUCACAAAACGGAAUGGGGAAUGUUAACUAGAGAAAUGCAGCGCGUACCUGAGAAUAUAUCAACUAAAUAAUAUUUAACGGAUAGGCUCUAGGCGUUGAGCGUUGAGAACCGAAACAGAAACAGAUCAGAAUGAAACAGGGUACAGGGUAAACGAACAUAUAUUCCAUAAAGAUUUAAGAUCCGCCUGCAAUUAAUCCACAGAUUCUACUUCUAUAUAGUUACCCCCCAAAAAAAAGGUAGUUGAGAAUCAAGUUCUUAAUAUUGACACCAAUAGGUGCUGCCGCAUGAUAUUCCGAUGUACAUAACUCAGUCUAUAAACAUGAUUAACUCCCACAGUAGAUAUUCGAUCGCUUCCUAUAUUUCCUCUUUCAGAAAAGGUUAAACAAAGACCAGGAGAGCGUUGUGUGAAAACGACAAUAUAUGUAUGUGAGUUGGGUUAUACUCGACAAGGGUGUGAUUCUUGGAGGUCAAUUUUAGAAAAGCCCCAAUUAAAUGAUUGGUCACAGUGCGUUAAGAAAAGAUUCAGUUCUAAUGAUAUUAAGAUUCACUGAUUUUCUAUACUCUUGGGCAUAGUUGAGAGAUAUAUUUUAUUUUGUGUUUAGUUUCAAGACGCACUGUAGUCAGAGAAUCAGAUCCAGUAUUAAAUAUUAAGCCGCCGUUAUGUGCGUUAAGAAUAUAAAAACAGUUCUGUGACAGUUAAAUAUUAUAUUUACAUAUACCUUAAGUUACUAUUAAAGAAACAUAUAAAAUAAUCAUUGGAUAGUUUCGCAGCAAAGCCCACUAUCUAAGAACUUGAUGUAUACUAUGAGGAUAUACGCCUGGUUUAAUAAUCUCAAUUUUGUGACUACUAUUUAUAGAUUCGUUUUCGAUAUGUACCCCGCCAUUACUUCUA
Molecule: messenger RNA, 2386 nt
Organism: Drosophila bipectinata
Lineage: Eukaryota; Metazoa; Arthropoda; Insecta; Diptera; Drosophilidae
Gene: Rnf146
Product: Ring finger protein 146
Biological process (GO): Wnt signaling pathway; ubiquitin-dependent protein catabolic process
Cellular component (GO): nucleus; cytoplasm
Molecular function (GO): poly-ADP-D-ribose binding; zinc ion binding; ubiquitin protein ligase activity
Source: RefSeq, a predicted model, not a curated record